UUUGAACAAAUAAAGCAAAAAACGUAUGAGAUGAGGAUAGACCCGGCGCGUCGGCGCGUCGUUGUGGCACAGGGCACAGCGGUGCGGCGUCGGUGUUAUCGCGCCACCUGUCGCAAGGUCGCGGCGUCAUUGAAGUUGGCUCGAUCGUAGGGCGCGCGCGCGCGUCGCUGCGUCCUUCCUCGCGAGAUGGAUCCCUCCUCUCUGUAACUUGCCCCGUCAGUUCCGGGCACGGUUCCGUCACAAUAAACAUGCCUCGUACCGGGACUCUGUCGUACGAUGCCCGAGAGGCUUUCGUCGCCAGUAACACCAAUAAUAACAACAGCAUUAAUAAUAACAGUACCGAUUACAAAUAUAUUAUUGCGAGACGAAUUAAAUCGUAAAAUGUAGUUGAACACAAUUUACGCAGUGUGGCCCGUCGUGGUCGCCGUGCAUAAUAACGUUAUCCGUGGACUUUUUAAUAUCUCAACGGACAAGCGGAAAAAUAAACAGAAGGGAAGAAGAGCGAGGGGGUGGGGCUUGAAAACGUACGGAGAAAAUUAGAACUAGGCGUUGUGGGUGCUGCUGCAGCACGAGGUCUAACGAUUCCGUGUCGAGUUUCACACACGUACAUGUAUGCGUUAUAUACACUAAUUGUAUGUAUAUUUAAAUGGUUAUGCGCGUUAAAUAAUGUAAAAUAUCGAAGCCCAAAAACGGUGAAUAAAAAAUUUUGAACUAGCAUUGCAAUGGCCACCUCACCUACGAGCAUUGAAAAUCAAAUUGACAGCUUUUUGGAACAAUUCAAAAGAAGUGCCUCGCGAGCCAUGGAGGACACUCACAGAUCGAGUUACAAUGCGAGCAGCUCCAUCAGCAGGAGUCGCAGCGGCAACCUCGACCUCGAGGUCUUGGAGGCCGAGGAUGUUGAGAGUAUGACCGGUGAGAUCGAGAAUGGAGAUUUAGCAGUUCGAGACGUUGCUGACCUUCUCCAGCCGCAGUAUGCAAUUAUCACUGGUGGAAAAACCCGGGAAGGCUGUCCAAUAAUAACAUUUCCAGACAAUGGAAAUUUUCACAAUGUUACGGAUUUGGAUUAUCAACGUCUCAUGUUGUAUCUCACGUCCGUGCCAACUUUGCAAGAAGCAGAUCUGGGAUUCCAUUUGGUAAUUGAUCGGCGCACCGACAAGUGGAAUUCCGUCAAAACUGUGCUACUCAAAAUAUCCGCCUUCUUCCCCGGACUCGUGCACGUCGCUUACGUUUUACGUCCGGUUGGUUUUCUGCAAAAAGCCAUUUCGGAGGUCUCGAAUAAGCUGUUUCGCGAAGACUUCAAAUUCCGCGUCAUCGUACUGGCCAAUGUCGCCGAACUUUAUGAUUUUAUCGACAAGGAUCAGCUGACUGAGCAACUCGGCGGUGACUUGCCGUACUGUCAUCCAACUUGGAUUCAAAAUCGAAUUAGCUUAGAAAAAUUCUCGUCGAUGACACAAGACGUGUCGUUGGCGCUGGAUUCGUUUACGCGACGUUUGGCCGAGGUUGAAUUUCCGAACAGCGCAAUCGCGACGACGACUUUGCUGAAUCAACAGCAGGCCGAGUACAAUGAAUUGAAGGAGGAAAUUUUGAGUGCCGCGAGACACGGUGAAGCUUUGCUCGACAGUGUAAGACAGUUGACCGGUAAAGGCACUGCUGAUCGAUUAGGAAACGUUGCAGCCGUCGAAAGACUGCUGGUUCAAUUGGAAGAAACGGAGCGGACUUUCGAUCUGUUUUGGUCCCAUCACAGCUCGCGGCUCCGACACUGCCUCGCGCUCAGACAAUUCGAGCAGGAUUUUCGUGAGUUGCAAACGAGCUUGGAUCAUCACUUAAAAAGGGUCGAGGAAAUGACCGAGGUCGGAGAGACGCAUUCACGGGUUGAACAGUUGUUACGCGAUACUUCGGCCUUCCAAAGAAUUUGCAGAUCCUAUUUGUUGCAUACCAUGUGGAUUUGGGUCUUGGGGGACAUCGAUCGGGCCGAAGAAGUCAUAACCGCUGGACAACAAUUGUUAUCCGGUCGUCAUCAAUGCCCGACCGAGGUCGUUGAGCCAAAAUGUGCCGAAUUGCAACGCGUCUGUACCAUUCUGAGCCAACGUUUGGAACGACGAUUGCACACACUCACCAAAUGCCGAGAACUCAUGGAACGAAUUGACAAGGCCAAUACGUGGUGCACACGAGGGAUCGAAUUACUGGCUGCUCAGAGCAAUUCUACUCCGCCGGAUCAAUCGCUGCAGGAGCUUCAGCAGUUGAUAGAAGCGGCCGAGGAAUUCCAUAAUCCGAGAUGCAUCUUUCAGGACUCGAUAAUGCCCGAAACGAAGGCCCUCGUCACGCAGGUUCUGCAAAGAAUCGAGGACGUUUCAUUGAUGUGCGACAAAAGGAUAAUUGCACUGAAGCAACAAUUAUUGAAACCGGCCCGGCCGAUUCAGACGGUCACCCCCGAACCAGCCAAACCCAUGCCUCAUCCGCCACAAACCGUCAAGCCUGGAAGAAUUCUUAGGAAAGCCAAUACCAUGCCAAAGAUGGAAAUGAGCCCGAUCGAGGGCGGUGACACUUCCUCACCUGAGAGCGAACCUCGUGACGUUGAAGCAUCGCGCUUGAAGCGAGGUCACGUAUUAGCCGAGCUCGUCGAGACCGAACGCGUUUACGUUGCCGAGCUCGGCUCGAUAAUAAAAGGCUACAAAAUGGAAAUGAGCAACGAUUCGCUCUCGCACCUCCUCCCUGCCGCCCUUGUUGGAAAAUCCGAAGUGCUCUUCGGUAAUCUCGACGAAAUUUAUCUGUUCCACGGCGAGACCUUUUUACGGGAUCUCGAGAACUGUAUCUCGAACACCGAACUCGUUGCUCUUUGCUUCGUUCAAAGGAGAGAAGUUUUUUUCCGAUUGUACAGUUAUUAUUGCCAAAAUAUACCGCGCUCGGAGCGAUUGCGCGAGCAGAUCCAAAGCGAGCCACAAUUUCUCGCUGCUUGCCAACAAAAGCUCGGCCACAAACUGCCACUCGCUGCGUAUUUACUUAAACCCGUUCAACGCAUCACCAAGUAUCAAUUGUUGCUCAAGGAUUUGUUGAAAUACAGCGACGAGCCGACUUGCUGCACGGAGUUGCAAGAAGCCCUCGACUGCAUGCUAGUUGUCCUCAAAUGCGUCAACGAUAGCAUGCAUCAGACCGCUAUCACUGGUUUCGGAGGCGAUUUAGGAGUGCAAGGGGAACUACUGCUGCAAGGCUCGUUCAGCGUUUGGUCGAGCAGCAAACGAGAACGUCUUUUAAGAUUGAAGCCGUCGCAACGCCACAUUUUUCUAUACGAAAAGUCGAUGAUUUUCUGCAAACAUAGCAAGCCCCAGGCUCACAACAAAGCGACUUAUCACUUCAAACGUUACCUCAAAAUGUCGCAAAUCGGACUGACAGAAUCGGUCAAGGGCGAUACGAGAAGAUUUGAAAUUUGGCUGCAAGGUAGAGCGGAAGUACAUACGAUACAGGCACCGAGCAAUGACGUCAAGCUAGCCUGGGUGAGACAAAUAAAGGGAGUUCUUAUGUCCCAAUUGGCUGAGCUUAAGGGCAAACAAAAUACAGCUCUCGGAAAAUCCAAUCACAAUUCGAAGCCAAGACCGCUCCGACAAACGAUUUCAUGGGAAGCUCAGAGCAGCGUUUCUGGCUCGUUGCGCACCUUAUCCGUCGACGGUAACAGCGUAAUCUCUCACAUCACCGAUGUUUCCGUGUCGACCGAGGACGACGUCGCCUGGAGCUCGGAGAACAGCAAUACCGACGAUGAAGACGCUUUUGGAGAGAAUCCUGGACCAGCACCCGGUGGGAGAUACUUGGCACUAGCGGAUUAUUGUGCCGUCGGUCAGUCCGAGGUGACGAUGCGCGAGGGAGACAAUCUGGAGUUAUUGAAAGUCGGUUGCGCCGGCUGGUGGUUCGUUAAGCUCAUUGGAAACGGGAUCGAGGGCUGGGCGCCUGCGGCCUAUCUCGAGCCCGUCAGCAGAAAAACAUCGCGGAGCUCGCAGUCGGUCAACAGCCAAGAUCCCAUGUGAAACAGGCGUCUAACACACUAAGGAAUAACUUUCCAGUGUGUUAGCUCAAAAACUCAAGCUCCUUUAACCACUUGUGACGAAGAAGAAGGAAAAAAAUGUCAAACUCUUAUGCGCGCUACUCGCGCCGGCGAGAUCGUUCGUGCGCUUUUGCAAAAACAAAACGUACCCGUCGACGUUUACGGGUAUUUGAAACAAAGAAUGCGAGGUCGUUGAAAAAAAAAAUCGAAGUCGUGUUGAAAAAACAGUUCGGACCGCGGUUAAUGGGAUUUUUGAUAAACAAAAACUCAUGGUCGUUUGCUGGUUCGCGAAGAAAAAAUAAACUCCUUUGCCAGAUCGUCGUUUUACGACGGGAUAUAUUAGACGACGUUGGAUCUCGAUUUAGUAAGAUUAUUUUUCCGACGAGUUUCGAGAUUUACCGAAUGAAACUGAGAUGAUGCUUCGCCGAUGGGGAACAACGGCAAUGUCAAAAAUCAAAGAAGAGCUGAAGGGAGAAACAUAAAAAACUCAAAUUACAUUUGAGCCCAGAUUUUGAUAAAUGCGAUUUUGUAGGACGUUUUUUUUUUACUUUUUAGGCUAUGAUACGAAAUUAGGUUCGAACAUGACUUCGAACUUCUGGGGGAUUAGGGAAAUUUAUAUUACAAUCAAUUGGAAACUGAAUUUUUAUGAAUUUCGCGAAUUGUGUUUUCUUUUUCGUUAUUCAUUCUCGGAACAGACCAUUUUUCUUUGCGCGAGAAUAGACCAAUUAAUAUCGUAGGAUUUUUAUUUUCAUUUCAUCGUUCGCGAAAUUUCAUUUCAUUAAUUUUUUCAUACUUUCCAUAUUUUUAGCGGCAAUAGGAAUACCGCAGCUGUAGUGACAAUUAAACCUGCUUAUAUACACGGAACAUUUCGCAAAGUUGAAACAUCGCGAAUAAAGAACUGACCAAAAAUAAUAGAAAAAAAAUUUCAGCGAAAAAUGGGCGCCAUAAAGAGUUCCAACUCGAUUUUCAUUUGAUGAAUUAACUUUUAUCUUGCACAUACUGUGACACAAAUAUUUAUUACGCGAUUAUUACAGUUGAAAAAUACUUCCCCAAGAAGGAUAAUAACGAUAACAAUGCAUUUUCAAAAAAGCAGAAAUGAAUAAACAUAAAUAGACAAUAAUGUUUGUCCAACUCGUUUAAAAAAAACUUGCAUGAAAUACAGUUGAAUAAACAUCGCCACGAAUCCUUCACGAGUAACUGUCAAAUAGAAGGAAUUUCCGCAACCGAAAAAAAUUGUUGACAUUUUUUUGGGUUCGAAGAUGAUUGCAAAAUCAACGAAAUUCAAAUGUAAAUGAAUUUUUGUGAGCUUGUGAAAAAUAGUUUAGUCGAAUACAGCUUGACGAUGACGACGACGACGGUUCCUUUCACUUCGUUCCUCUGGAGGAUGAUAAAAAAAAAAAAAACAAAAACAAAAAACAAAAAACCAAAAGAAAAACGAAAAAGCUGUAGAUUCUAUUUUUACACGGCAAAUGAAACAAAUCGCUGGAAUCGCUUCUAUUUGCAGGUAAAAACAAAGCAUAAUAAAAAAAUAAAUAACAUUUACGAGACUUGGUCUUGUACGUACGAAUAAGUGGACGCAUUUUUUAUGGGGAACAUUAGCUAAUUUAAAGAGUUGUCGAUCAUACUGCGACUUGAUCGACGUUAGAUUUUCGAAAUUUAUCUCUUCUAUAGCUUUCGCAAUUACUCACAUUCCCGAAUCAGUUUUAAUUAUCUUUUCGUGCACAUUUAUCCAAAUCACGAUUCAGAAUGAAAAAAGAAAAAACGGAAAAUUUGUUGUGGAUCCUAUUCCACGGUAUUUAUUUAUUUAGAGUUUCCAUCAUUUUCUUAAAUGGAGGAAAAAUUAACACAUGUUUUCUCUGCGGAGAUCUUAUUCCAAGUGAACAUCUAAUGCAAAUUUAUUCCAAGUUAAAAUCAUGGUCUAUAGUUAUUCUACUAGAAUACCACAGUUCAUAAAAGAGAAAUAGUUAGAAAUUUAUCCUAAAAAGAAAGAAGAUAAAACAAUGAAUAAUAACACUAAAGUAAUGAACUUGACUCGUCGAAACUAGCAAGAAACUAUCAAUGUUCCAUCCCGGCUUGAAUAGCACGAUUGAUUAUUCUAGAGCGAAUAAAUAAUAGUUCAUAAAUGAAAUAUAUAUAGAAAAGAAAUUCAUUUGACGGGAUAACGAAAGUGAGAAAUUAUUCCGCCAGUCAGAUAUAAAAUUUUAUUUGAUGCAACGAUGGAACAAAACUCUACCAACAAAAUCGCUUCGAAAAAUCUCAAACUUCCAAAACGUUCACGGAACAUGUAGCAAAUUUUCCGCCCAAAAACCAAUGAAUAAACACUUAUUUAUAAUAAAUAAACGAAGGUACGACGGAUUGAGCCGUUGAGUUAAAAAGCAAUACGAUUUUUCAGCGAGUAAUCGAGAUUUCAGAAUCUUCGAUUUAAUUUUUGGAAAAAUUGAAGAGGUUUUCGAACGUAAGAAAAUCACUUUCACUUUUUCAGGAACUCUUUUAACAAAGACCGAAUGCUCAGCCUUUAAGGGGAAUACUAAAAACGAUUUACAAUUUCGUGAUAUUAAUACGGGAAGCUCUGACCUUGAUAUUCGUGAAAAAUGAAUUGAGAAAAAAAGAGAUAAAAUACAUUCCGCUUCUAAGACUCAGAAAUGAAUUUUAUCCAAAAUAUUUCUUUCUCGUCCAGUUUGUCUUUGAAAGAGAAGAAAGAAGGCAUUUCAUUCACCAAACAACAAAAUUUUCGUAGCUCGAGAUAUAAUUGAGUACAUUUGUUGUAAAAAAAUGAAAAAUAAUAGCAACAACAAUAAUAACAAUGAUAUUAAUAAUAAUAAUAAUAAUAGUAGUAGUAAUUUAUUUGCCUAUCUGUGAUAGGAAGCAUAAAAAUAUAUAAAUAAUGAUAAAUAAUUUAUAAUAGUCAUUAUUCAGAUGCACCUCUUGACCGAAGCAUUGAACGAAAAUCGAAAAGGAGAAGUUCAAGCACUCGAUUAAAUUCGUGAAUUCGAUCGACGUCACGUGCUUCGCUUAAAUUGCACGCUGCUCCACGAUGCUGUAUCAUUAAAUCUUUCUCUGAACAAAAAAUCACAAUCUCGUUGACCCUGAGAUUUGCACCUUUUUUACGGAGAAUGCUUUCUCCACUCGCCUGCCCCUCGAAAAUUUCAGAAAAUCUUCAAUUCUCAAGAGCAAAUAUUUCGGAAGUGGAUUUUCAACCGAAAACGUGAUUUUUCAUGCUCGCCACUCGAAUAGUGAACUCGAAAUUUUGGUUGUGCGAAACGAAAAAUGCAGGAAAAGUUCGAAAUUUUUUGUUUCGGAAUGAAGAAUAUCGUAUGCUGUAAAAUUUUAAGAGACGAGGCAUAGAAAUGGCUAUCAAUAAUGAUGAUAAAAUAGAUAGAAAACUUAGUACAAAAAAAAUUGGUUUUUGAUAGAUUUGUAUUAUUUGUACGAAAGGCUAUUCAUUUGUUAUUUAUAUUUGCAACCAAUUUGCUCGGAUUCGACAUAACGAAGAACCAACCAAAUUGAAAAAUCAACCAAUUUACAAAAACUGUAUUAAAACGAAUAGUUUCAAUAUUUCGAGUUGAAAAAUUGAUGAUCGACACGGCGAUAAAAAAUUCCCGAAAACUCAAUUGUCGAAGUGGACUUUUGGACGAAAACAUUGAGGAUUAUUACAUUAGAAUUGGAGUUGAAUAGCUUGUCGCUUAGAGUUCGUUGUAAAAGUUACGUAUAAAAUAUGUCACAAUCUUGUAAAUACAACAAAAUGCAUCGUCGAAUA
This is a messenger RNA of Venturia canescens, 7790 nucleotides long. Its product is annotated as guanine nucleotide exchange factor DBS-like. Gene Ontology annotation, biological process: intracellular signal transduction. Gene Ontology annotation, cellular component: cytoplasm. The record is from RefSeq and is a predicted model, not a curated record. NCBI's taxonomy places the organism in Eukaryota, Metazoa, Arthropoda, Insecta, Hymenoptera, Ichneumonidae. The transcript is spliced from 18 exons. The coding region runs from base 723 to 4016 and encodes 1097 amino acids. Gene Ontology annotation, molecular function: guanyl-nucleotide exchange factor activity; protein binding.